CGGUAUUGGAUUUGUGCAAUCUGCAAUCUUGUAAGAGCAAGAGAAUCCCCUUAAUGUGUUUCGUGUAACCGUGUAAUUUAAAAAGCCUUUUCAACGGACAUAUUUAUUAGCAGAAAAAACUUUCAAAAUUUAAAUUAUUUUAAUGUAAUUAACUUUUAAAUAGUUAUAAACUGCUAUUAUAUACUAUCUACACUUCAUCCAGAGCAAAUGGCUUUACGAAAAUGUGUUGGUGGUUGCAGUUUGGGGGUGCCGCUUUAUCCCUUCCCAUCCAGAUGCCAUGCAACAGGAAAUUAAGGUGGUUCGUGGUCAACUGCAAAUAGCAAUUGAAGCACUGGCCGAUCAAAAAGUUGUCCUAAAUCAACUUUUGCAACAGCGUGCAGAGGAGCUGCCUAUCCAGUCCAAAUUCCCCAUAAAGAACGAAGAGCAGCUAAUCAGUUUAAAUGACCAGCUCAACAGCGAAAACAAAAACACUUAUGUUAAAGCUAUGAGAUCGCUGCUGCAACCUACCGGCGUUUUGAAGAAUUUACGAAAUAUUUCGAGCGAUGAAAUAGCAAUGGCAUUCAAUGUCGAUGGAGUGCAGGGCAAAAAGUCCUUAAAAUCCUUUCAAAACUUUUAUAACGCACUACUGGACUCCAUUCCGUUAAAUGAUGGGAAUGGUACUGCAGACGAAAAACUGCGUAAAGCAAUACAGUUGCAAAAAAAACGCAUUUUUAAAAGCGCUUGCAUGUCCAAAGACAAGACACAGCAUCAACAGACACAAUAGUCAAUUCGACUUAAAAUUUCA
Messenger RNA from Bactrocera tryoni, 784 nucleotides. RefSeq lists its product as uncharacterized. The record is from RefSeq and is a predicted model, not a curated record. The coding region runs from base 278 to 763 and encodes 161 amino acids. Lineage: Eukaryota; Metazoa; Arthropoda; Insecta; Diptera; Tephritidae. The transcript is spliced from 6 exons.